This is a messenger RNA of Siniperca chuatsi (mandarin fish), 7013 nucleotides long. RefSeq names its product TBC1 domain family, member 4 (gene tbc1d4). The record is from RefSeq and is a predicted model, not a curated record. The coding region runs from base 682 to 4449 and encodes 1255 amino acids. NCBI's taxonomy places the organism in Eukaryota, Metazoa, Chordata, Actinopteri, Centrarchiformes, Sinipercidae. The transcript is spliced from 24 exons.
AGCUCCGCCUCCAAGUCGUUGUGGAAGAAAGGAUCACAGUCGGGAGUCUGCAUUAAAAUGCGAUAAACAAGCAUCAGUAUGCAUUUUAUAGACCACUGAGAAAGGAAAAUGCGCCCGCCAAGCUUAUAUGUAACAGGAUUUUAGGGCUGGGACUGUAAUGCGCCGUCCCGUUCUGCGCUCAGGAGCAACGUACAGCGCGUCAAAGAAAUCAGAUUUCUCAGGGCGACCUGUGUUUACACAGGAGCCAUCCAAAGCCACGUUUUAGCAAGCAAGCACGCAACUUGGUUGGGACAGUGCGGUGCAGGAGUGUUCAGCGUUUGACUUACUGCCCAUGCAAACAGUGGAGGAACAGAGCAGGGAAGCAAGCUGCAAAUACAUGACCAUAUAAGUGAAUUUAGUUGAAAUCCUUGAAGGAAAACUGUCCAUCGGAGAGAUUUUUGAGAUGUGGAUAACAUGAAGUGCUGCAGUUGAUCGACAGGGCGAGCACAUGUUGUGCAUGUAGCUAAUCGCUUCGUUGGAUGAACUUUCACUAUGGAUGUGUACAUGGAAACUGUUGCAAACUAACCACAACUACGCCCGGCCCUGGUUGCAGGGGGAUGGUACAUCGGCAUCACUUUUGAAAGUAAUCUUUAGUCCCACAUCGCUGUCAACAAGCUUCGGCCGAAAGUCUGCUGGGUCGACAUGAAGAAUCAGGAUGAGAGCGAGAACAGCCCGAAGUCAGACAGGAGGUUGGCUCUGACUUAUAUCGGCUGGUCUUCGCUGGACAGGCGGACCACCCUUCCCAUGCUGCCGUGGCUGGUGGCUGAGAUCCGCAGGAGGGCUGAGAAAGGCGACUGCGGCCCCAUGGUGCAGCCGAGAGAAGUUCAGCUGAUCCUCAACCCCCCCUUCGUCCGAUGUGUCCCCUCUAACAGCAACAACGAUUCAGUCUUUAUAUUCGAGCACAAAGCUCAGCUCAUCUCUCGCUUCAUCCACAACAGCAAUGACCUCACCUAUUUUGCCUAUCUCCUGCGGGGCCAGCCUGACAACCCUGAGUCCGAGAUGUCCUGUCACGUAUUUAAGGCCUGCGACCACAACCAGGUCCCUGAGGUGAUCAGCAGCAUUCGUCAAGUGUCCAAAUCAGCCCUAAAGGAAGACACCAAGCCCAAACAGGAAACUGACGAGGCCUUCUACAACUCCCAGAAGUUUGAAGUGCUUUACUGUGGCAAGGUGACAGUUUUGCACAAAAAGGCUCCAUCCACCCUCAUCGAUGACUGCAUCGAUAAGUUUCGCCAGCAUGAGGUCGAGCGCAAGCGCCUGCGACUGCUCAAUGGCCAGCGAGGGUCCACAGAGAGUGCCCCUGUGGAGUUCCUCAUGGGGGGAGAAGGAGACCCACUCUUCUCUGUUCUAAAUGAGAGUAUAGAAGACCCCGAAGGCCCUGGAGUGGAGGAUAUGACUGGAAGUGGAGAUAAAGACCUGUUUAGUAGUGCCAAUCAGAGCAGCCUGCGAGGAUCGUUCCCCGAGCGGAUCCUGGAGGAUUCUGGAUUUGAGGAGCCUCAGGGGUUUCGAACGCGCUGCAGCAGCCUGGCAGGGAGUAUGCAAAGGAAGCCAGGGGAAGGCGUCAUUAAGGGUCCCACACGCCGUAGACACUCUAGCGCACCAAACCAUGUUCAGCCGUCUGAUGCAGACAAGAACCGCACCAUGCUCUUCCAGGUCGGGCGUUUUGAAGUAAACCUCAUAAGUCCGGACAGUAAAACAGUGGUGCUGGAGAAGAACUUCAAAGAUAUAUCAUCCUGCUGUCAGGGUAUCAACCAAUCCGACCAUUUUGGAUUCAUCUGUCGGGACCAAUCAGAGUCUGGUCCCAGUCAGUAUGUGUGCUACGUUUUCCAGUGUGCCAGUGAGCCCUUGGUGGAUGAGGUGAUGCUGACCCUGAAGCAGGCCUUCACUACAGCUGCAGCCUUGCAGAGCAACAAGACCCAGAUCCAGCUAUGUGAAGCCUGCCCCAUGCAUGACCUGCACAAGCUCUGCGAGCGGAUUGAAGGUCUCUACCCACCCAGAGCAAAGCUAGCCAUCCAAAAAUAUCUCUCCCAGCUGAAUGAUAAUGAGCAGGCUGAGAUUUUUGAGCGAGUUCAGAGAUUGAAGCCCGGGUCAGACCAAGAGGAGAAUGAGCUGGUGAUUCUUCAUCUAAGACAACUCUGUGAAACCAAACAAAAGUCCCACCUUCACAUCGGAGAGACCCCUCAGAAUGCAGCAAACAGCUCAUCAGGAGAUGGCACAGCCACCAGCAGUCGCUUCAAACUUGAUAUUCUCAAAAAUAAAGCACGCACCUCCCUCACCAGCUCUCUGGAGAACAUAUUUGCAAGGGGUGCCAGCCGGAUGCGAGGCCGUUUGGGAAGCAUGGGAAGCAUUAGCAGUUUUGAAAGGCAGGAUGAGGAAUCUCCUGGUCAUUCCCCUCCAGGUUCCCCUCCUGCUUUUCCUGACGACGACCCGGAAGCCGGCCUGCACUUCCGUCGGCGUGCCCACACCUUCAGCCAUCCACCUGUGAAGAAACGCAUCUCCUUCGAGGGUCAGCCGGCCAACCAGAGCAAACAGGCUCCACUGCGCAGACAACAGUCUGUUAACCCAGAACUACUGCAGAGCAGUCCCCUGGCUGUCUCCAGAACGCGCAGCGUUUCGGAGAGCGAGUCCUCCUUCAGCCUCCCCUCCUCCUUCUCCACUCCCACUUUCCUGAAAAACAUUUACCAGGGCUCACUGGGCUCCCUGAGCUCCCUGGCAGACAGUGGGAGCCUCAAGAGCAAUGGGGAAGGCAGGAAGAGGACUCUGUCUGGCUGCAGCAGUGACUCAGUGAGUGGAGGUCUCCCUCCGACCCCACGCAGGGUCUCCUGGAGACAGAAGAUCUUCUUGAGGGUCGCUUCGCCCAUGAACAAGCCGUCUGCAUCCAUGCAGGACCCAGACCAUUCUGAUGGCAGGGAGUUGUUGCCCCUCUCUCCUCGUGCCUUUGACUCAAGUCUGGAUCCUUUGGGGCGUCUGCUGCCACUGGCAGGUGACCCCCUCUCUGGGGAGAGGCCUAAGAGGACGAGGGCUGACUACCGGGCCCUCUGGAAGACUGCCAUCCACCAGCAGAUCCUAUUGCUGCGCAUGGAAAAGGAGAACCAGAGACUGGAGGAAGCGAGCAGAGAUGAGCUGCACAUCCGCAAGAUGAAGCUGAAUUACCAGGAAGUGGGGCAGUGCUCCAAAGAAGCACAGGCAUUAUGGGAGAGAAAACUGACAGCCCCAGGCAGAACAACGGUCCCACAAGACAAGGAGGAGAUGUAUCGUGUACUCUGCCAAGGUGUUCCCAAGAGCAGGCGUGGGGAGGUCUGGUUGCUCCUUUCCCAUCAGCACCGGCUGCGUCACAGACUGCCCCAGCGUCAGCAAGCCCCGGACACCCCCUACCAUGACCUGCUCAAGCAGCUCACCGCACAGCAGCAUGCUAUUUUGGUGGAUCUAGGCCGGACCUUCCCCACCCACCAGUACUUCUCAGCCCAGCUGGGCGCAGGGCAGCUUUCCCUCUACAAUCUCCUGAAAGCCUAUUCUCUGCUGGAUACAGAGGUUGGCUACUGCCAGGGUAUCAGCUUUGUGGCUGGAGUGUUGCUGCUGCACAUGAGCGAAGAACAGGCCUUUGACAUGCUGAAGUUCCUUAUGUAUGACCUCGGCAUCAGGCAGCAGUACAGACCUGACAUGGUCUCUCUGCAGAUUCAGAUGUACCAGCUCUCCAGACUGUUACACGACUACCACCGCGAGUUGUACAAUCACUUCGAGGAGCACGAGAUCUGCCCGAGCCUCUAUGCAGCACCUUGGUUCCUCACUCUCUUUGCCUCACAGUUCCCCCUCAGCUUUGUGUCCCGCAUCUUUGAUUUUGUAUUUGUCCAAGGGACCGAGGUGAUCUUUAAAGUGGCCCUCUGUCUGCUGAGCAGCCAUGAGGGGGAGAUAGUGGAGUGUGACAGCUUUGAGAGCAUUGUAGAUUAUCUGAAAACUACACUUCCUGCCCUCUCUCAGACACAGAUGGAGCAAACCAUUGCGAAGGUUAUGGAGAUGGACAUCUCCAAGCAGCUGCAUGCAUACGAGGUGGAGUACCAUGUCCUGCAGGAUGAGAUGUUAGAUGCCGGGCCGCUGCCUGAUGACUCUGACCGGCUCGACAAACUAGAAAAGACAAAUGUGCAGCUGAAGAAACAGAACAUGGACCUGCUGGAAAAACUUCAGGCCGCGCGGCAGAAGAUUCAGACGCUGGAGACAAGCGUAGAGAGCUUCCUUUCUCGGGAGAGCAAAAUGAAGCACAUGAUUCGCUCUCUGGAGCAGGAGAGGGCAGCUUACCAGAAGACCAUUGAACGCAUGCGCUCAUGCCUUCCCCCUGACGCCCUGACAGAUGUGGAGAUGACCCAGAUCAAAACAGGACCCAACGGGAAAGCCAAAACUGCAGCCAAGAAGCCCUGAUGGCAACCAGGGGGCUGGCUGCUCUGGGCAGAUGCACAGGCAGAGACUGAAGUGAACAAAUGGAGACUGCUUUAGUGGAAAGCUGCUGAGCCCCACAGCUAUUGUUGUACUGCUGCACAAGAGUAGCAGCGAUUUGUAAAUGUGUGAUGUCUGGACUUGAGAUGUACAGACUGAAUGGGAAAUAUCUACAUGAUAUUUGUCAGUAUAUAAUAGAGUGGUGGGAGGAUGGUUAUAUUAGCAAACAGACUGUUCCAUCAGUGCAUCAAAGCUGCUGUUCUGUCUCAUGUGUUUCACUGCCAGUUUGAAGGUUAGAUCAAGAUGUACAACAUCCUUCCCUAUUCAGAUCUUUUUGGUAAUCACAGGGGAAUUUUCUAGAUUGACACAAGUGAGAAAUGUGUCUGCCUCUGCAAAUCUUUUUGAGCACUGCCUUGAUGUAUUUACUGCCAAUCUCAGUAGCAUCACAAAAGCAGUGAACAGAAGGUGCCUGUUGGAAAACAGUCCUUUGGACCUCAGGUUCAACUUAUAGCCAUUACCAGUGUGUAUGAUCCUGGAGUUGAUACCCCAUUGUUUUUGAACUUGUUUAUGUGAUGGAAACUCUGCCUCAGAGUAAUCACAUUUCUUUGUUAUUUCCAUUUAUUCACUUGAGAUUUUUGUGAAUGUAAUUUCCCCCCAAAGAUCAUUGUGAACAUUCUGUUUUUCAGAACAGAGACAUCUGGAUGCACGUCUGCCAUGUUAGGCUUUAAAUUUCAGCAGACAUAAAGUACCUCGUUACUCAUCUCUCAGCACAGCACCACUUCCUUCACGUGAGAGAUCUUUAGUACUUACUGCUUUUAAGGAGGAAGUGUUUCUUCCAAAGCUCAGGCAGGAUGUGAGGUUGUCUGCCUUCUCAGUUUCCUGUGUGACUGACCGCGGUGUCGCCUUGUUUUAGCACCACGUUCAGACACUGAAGCAAAGUUCACACUCCCCAGGAGGCAUCAAAGAACAGACUAAGGUGGGGGAGUGAUCUGAAUAUGCAUCACAUGCUUCUGUUCUAGAAGUCUGUAUGACAUUUUUGUUUUUGUCAGCCUGAGGUUUGACAAAACUAGCAACAUCCUCUCUUCCUGUAGUUCUUGAAGGUGGGACUACAAGCAGUUGUUUGGCUCAAGAUUUUAAGACAACACAUAUCUGCAGUUGCACCGCUGUUAGUCACACAUGUUUGCAGUGAAACGCAAGUGUUUAGGUGAGCAGAGAGACUGCAAAGGAAAACAAAACAAUGCAGUUUCCUUUUGAGUGGGGACAAGUGUCUCCUGAUACUGGGUAAUAUAUACAGUGUAUGUACACACACACUCUCACAUACACACAAGCUGUACAGUGAACUGGCUGAGUGUAUGGGCAGACAGCUCAAAUGAGUUGAAGGAGUGUCCCUGGAUCCCUUCACAGUUUGUUUUAUACCACCUCCGUGUCUGACUCACCAUUGCCAGUUCUGAUUGAAAGCAAAACAGUUCUGGGCUUGACUCCGCUUUCAUAAAACACCCUUACAUUAAAAGCAAGGUGAUGUCUAUCAUGAAAAAAGUACUUACUAACAGUGUGUGUCAGUCUUCCUGUCCUUAGUGACAAGUUGUGGGGACACAUUUGUGUCUGUUUCAGUGUAAAGGUUUUACUCUCAAACUUUAGUCCAAGCAGACAAACCCUUUGGCAUUCAAUGCAAUAUGUUUAGCAGUCCUGUGUAUUUCCAUAUACCCAGAGCACUUGCCUACUUUUGCGAAGUUAGAGGAGCUACAAUAAUUCACAUAAGUUUGAUAAAGUUGAUCUGGCCUGACGUUCCCUGUCAUUGUGAAAUGUUCUUGUGGUAAUUGAGGUGAUGUUGUAAAGGUUUGCACCAAACUUCUCAUAAUAGAGAAAGAGUUACCUCUGAACAGCAGGGAUUCUGUCAACAGUUCAGCAAGUGAAACAUAUCAAACAACUAAUUUUGAAAUCUGUUGAAGGAUACGUAGGAUACAGUCCUACACAGCUUUCCUGCCUCUUUUUGUCUGUAUUUUGCUUAUCUACCGUAUUUGUGCGUCAUAUAAGACCAUUGAACCAAAGAUGUGGUUGUUUUUCAAAAAUGAAUGAAUUCAUCCAAAAUGCUGUGGUGUACUGUAUGUUAAAUGUGAUAACUUUUUUGUCACCACACCUUUUCAACAUUUUUUAGGUUUGUACUAACACAGAAGCUUGAAACGAUACCAAAUACUGGCAGUAAAAACUUGACACUAAAAAAACAAACAUUGGCAGACUUGUUUAUUCAUCGCUCUCAUCUUAUUCCUUUGUGCCAAAAGUUAAUGAUGGCCUUUAUUCUCUAUUAAUCGGAGAUAUGAGACCAUUUUGUCAAUAUCUUAUGUUAAGUACAUCCUCAUGGUCAGCGAAGGGUCUUUAUUUUAUCAGGUGCUCUGAGUCCUGACUACUAAAUAGUUCUUGUAUCACUGUGUUUUUAGAAAAGACACUUAAUAAUAGAUGGAUUGUUUUUCUGUCAACAUGAGGGCUACACAAAAGCAAAGAAACUGUCAUGAAUUCUUCAAUAAACUUAACCUUGCCUUGUUUUCUGUCUA